This is a messenger RNA of Corylus avellana, 1191 nucleotides long. NCBI's taxonomy places the organism in Eukaryota, Viridiplantae, Streptophyta, Magnoliopsida, Fagales, Betulaceae. The record is from RefSeq and is a predicted model, not a curated record.
AUGUCGCUAUUGUUAGGGCUGAGAAGGGUUUCCCAAUCCUUCAACACUUCAAUAUGCCGUCGUUCCUUUGCCCAUUGUCACUUCACUACUCAAUCUCCCACGGGCCGAAUCUUGUUCUUAGCCAAUCUGUCUCAGCGGGAGCAAUACUUCUACUCCGCAGAAAUCAAAGAGGGUGGAACCCUACCCCCAAUCUCUGUUCAAAUAUUUGAAGAGGACAGGUUCCAAUUCUGUAAUGGCUUGUUAUACACUCACGGGAUCGGUCAAAACUGCAUGAUUGGUGACGGUGGUAAAAACUACAUCAUUAGUCCCGACACCGGAGAGGUCUCCCCUCUUCCUUAUGAACUUCGGCAAUGGCGGAUUGGGGAUGGGUUCGAUCAAUACUUUGGGUUCGAUCCUUCGUCCAACAAGCAUAAGGUUCUCAUUGUUCAUUAUGAUAUGUGGCUUUUCAGGAUUUUUACUCUAGGCAGUGGCGGAUCGUGGAGAACGAUACACACGUUUCUAUCUAAAGAAAAAAUUAAUCAUCCAUGGCCUCGCAAUGUUGUGUAUGCUAAUGGCACAAUUCAUUGGUUUUAUUUUGGUUCUGAAUAUGUGGUGGAUCAUCCUGAUGUUGAGAUAUAUUAUCGUAUUCGUGGGCGUGGCAGAAAUGAUCUACACCAGAAAUGUAUAGUAUGUUUUGAUAUGGCGGAUGAGCAAUUUACAAGGAUUCAUUUCCCUGAUGAUGAUUCGUUCCCUCAAUAUCUAACUGAAUUUGGUGGACGUUUGGCUUUGUUGGAAGAGUUUGUAUUGCGGAACAGGAAGAUGUUGGGGUACAAUGUGCUGGACGUGGAAUAUGAUAAAUUGCAGUAUUGGGUAUUGGAAGUCUACAAGUGGGUUAAGGAAACAAUUCAUUUGCCUUUUGGUUGGAUGAGACAUAAUAACGUUGUUGCCUUCAACAAUAACACCGGCGAGAUGUUGCUAACAUCGGCAAAUCGACGUCGGAAUCCAGUUAACGUUAAAUCCUUACUAUAUUAUAAUACCAAGACAGGAUUUUUUCGGAGGCCCCAACUCACCGGUGAAAUCACCGAAUUCCUUGAAAUUCCCCAAAAGGACGGAGACAAAUGUAAUGAGAUGGAUGUUUUGCGGACAUGGAAGGAAGAGAUACAGUAUGCCUACUCAGGAAAAUCCAGGUUUCUUGAAGAAAUAGAGCCAUGA